Molecule: messenger RNA, 2508 nt
Organism: Linum trigynum
Lineage: Eukaryota; Viridiplantae; Streptophyta; Magnoliopsida; Malpighiales; Linaceae
Source: the annotation of a GenBank genome assembly
AUGGCUUCUCUCGACGCUUAUUCUUCUUACUCUUCCUCAGCUUCCAUCUCUGGUCUCCGUUCAUUACCUAAUCAAUUGCAGACAUGGAAUCUUUUCUACCUCAAGUGCCCAUCCUCUCGCCGUUAUCCAUCCUCCCCUUCCCCUUUCUCCACCCUCACCUCUUCCCUCCACGUCCCAGCUGCCCUUGCCGCCGCCCCUUCCCCUGCUCGACUACGUCCCCGCGCCGAUAGCAUCGACCUAGACAACGACCCAAUCUCCCUCCUCCACCUCAGAAUUCGCCGCUACCACACCAGCCGGGAUUCCUCCUCCAGACCUGCCAUGGACUCCAAGGAGGCCGAUAAAUACAUUCAGCUGGUGAAGGAGCAGCAGCAGCGAGGUUUGCAGAAGUUGAAGGGAGAAAGGCAGUCCAAGUCCAACUCUGACGCCGGAGGAUUUAGCUAUAAGGUCGACCCCUACACACUCUGUCCCGGAGACUACGUCGUCCACAGGAAGGUCGGUAUUGGGAAGUUUGUCGCCAUCAAGUUCGAUAUCCCUAGCCCUUCUUCUCCGCCUAUCGAGUAUGUCUUCAUCGAAUACGCUGACGGCAUGGCCAAGCUCCCUCUUCACCAGGCCUCUCGCUUGCUUUAUCGUUACAAUCUCCCCAACGAAACGAAAAGGCCUCGGGCGCUGAGCAAAUUGAGCGACCCAGGUGCGUGGGAGAAGAGAAAGACCAAAGGUAAGGUUGCAAUUCAGAGAAUGGUUGUUGACUUGAUGGAGUUGUAUUUGCACCGGCUAAAGCAAAGACGGCCUCCUUACCCGAAGAAUGCUGCCGUGGCUGAGUUUGAAGCUCAUUUUCCUUAUGAACCCACGCCUGAUCAGAAACUGGCUUUCCGUGAUGUUGAGAGGGAUCUAACUGAGAGGCAAACUCCAAUGGACCGAUUGAUAUGUGGGGACGUUGGUUUUGGGAAAACAGAAGUUGCUUUGCGUGCCAUAUUCUGUGUUAUCUCAGCAGGAAAGCAAGCAAUGGUUUUGGCACCAACAAUUGUCCUGGCCAAGCAACACUAUGAUGUUAUUUCAGAACGUUUUUCUAAGUAUCCUGAUGUCAAGGUCGGACUUCUUAGUCGGUUUCAGACCAGAGCAGAAAAGGAAACUUAUCUGCAAAUGAUCAAACAUGGUGAUUUGGACAUAAUUGUUGGGACUCACUCACUUCUUGGAAGCCGUGUUGUGUAUAACAAGUUGGGUCUUCUUGUUGUUGAUGAAGAACAGAGGUUUGGUGUCAAACAAAAGGAGAGGAUAGCUUCUUUCAAAACUUCUGUUGAUGUGCUUACUCUCUCAGCAACUCCAAUACCUCGAACUCUUUAUUUAGCACUCACCGGAUUCCGUGAUGCUAGUUUAAUUUCAACUCCACCACCUGAAAGGGUUCCUAUAAAGACCCAUUUGUCUCCAUACAACAAAGAGAAGGUAGCAUUGGCAGUAAAAAAUGAGUUGGACCGGGGAGGCCAAGUGUUUUAUGUCUUGCCACGUAUUAAAGGACUAGAAGAAGUUAAAGAUUUCCUUGAACAUUCAUUUCCUGAUGUCGAAAUAGCCCUUGCUCAUGGGAAACAAUACUCAAAGCAACUUGAGGACACCAUGGAGAAAUUUGCGCUAGGUGAAAUAAAGAUUCUCAUAUGUACCAAUAUAGUAGAAAGUGGGCUUGAUAUACAGAAUGCAAAUACCAUCAUAAUUCAAGAUGUUCAGCAAUUUGGACUGGCACAACUGUAUCAGUUACGUGGAAGAGUGGGCCGGGCAGAUAAGGAAGCUCAUGCUUACCUAUUUUAUCCCGACAAAUCAUUCCUAACUGAUCAAGCCCUGGAGAGACUGCAAGCAAUGGAAGAAUGCCGAGAACUUGGACAGGGUUUCCAAAUUGCUGAAAGAGACAUGGGUAUAAGAGGCUUUGGGACAAUCUUUGGUGAGCAACAAACUGGGGAUGUGGGGAAUGUUGGCAUUGAUCUCUUCUUUGAAAUGCUUUUCGAGAGCUUGUCCAAGGUCGAAGAGCACUGUGUGGUAUCAGUUCCUUACAAUUCUGUUGAGAUUGAUCUGAAUGUAAAUCCCCAUCUUUCUUCCGAAUACAUAAAUUAUCUGGAGAACCCCAUUAAAAUUAUUGGUGAAGCAGAGAAAGCUGCAGAGAAAGACAUUUGGAGUCUGGUACAGUUCACAGAGAAUUUGAGGCGCCAAUAUGGAAAAGAGCCCCACACCAUGGAAAUUUUACUGAAGAAACUAUAUGUGAGGAGAAUGGCUGCAGAUAUGGGAAUAAUGAGAAUAUAUGCUUCAGGAAAGAUGGUUGGCAUGAAAACAAACAUGAGCAGAAGAGUUUUCAAGCUGAUGACAGACUCUCUGUCUUCAAAUGUGCAUGGGAACUCCUUGGUCAUUGAAGGAGACAUAAUAAAGGCAGAAUUACUACUGGAGCUCCCAAGUGAACAGCUGCUAAAUUGGGUGUUCCAGUGUUUGUCGGAACUUCAUGCUUGUCUGCCUUCCCUCAUAAAAUACUAG